AUGUUGGAAAACCCAUUUAUUCAAUAGGUUGUGGUUUUAUUUAACCUGAUAAAAGACCUUUUUGGAGAAGGCUGCCAAAAGUAAUCCAACCAAGUUUUGGAGUUGAGUAUGCUUAAAAUAAAUACUUUUCUACUUUAUUGGGAUACAACUGGAUAGGAAAGGUACAGGGAGAUUUUAUUGAAGUAUCAAAAUGCUUAUAUAUAUUUUAAUCAUCAAUAAAAAGCAACAGGAGUUUAUUUAAUUUAUGAUAUCACAUAAAUGUCAACUUUUGAUGAUGUAAAAUCUUAGUUAGACAAGGAAGAAGUUAUCAUAUUAAUUUGUAAUAAAUUUGAUAAGGUGGCUGACAAUAAUUAAUCAAGAGAAGUUUCAUUAGAAAAAGCAUCAACUACUAUUCAUGGAAGUUAGUGCAUAUUCAGAUGA
Molecule: messenger RNA, 420 nt
Organism: Paramecium tetraurelia
Lineage: Eukaryota; Ciliophora; Oligohymenophorea; Peniculida; Parameciidae
Exons: 2
Molecular function (GO): GTPase activity; GTP binding
Source: RefSeq, a predicted model, not a curated record